This is a messenger RNA of Racocetra fulgida, 867 nucleotides long. The record is from the annotation of a GenBank genome assembly. Lineage: Eukaryota; Fungi; Glomeromycota; Glomeromycetes; Diversisporales; Gigasporaceae.
GAUAAGAGUAAAACAGCUAUUAUACAAAGUGAACAAGAAGUGCUAUUAGCUGAUAUUGAAUGUUCAGCGAUGCGAAAUCAUACAAAUGCAGCAGUAGUAAUUCAACAACAAAUUGCUGAAAAAUUCAUAGGAGUUACUCAAAAAAUUUCUCAAAAUAAUGUGGUGGAAAAAGAUCAAGAAUCUGAAUCUGAACUCGAAAAUUUUGAUAUAACGUGUGAUUCUGACGUCCAAGAUAAUGUUAAUAAGGAGGUUCAAAAUAAUGUUAAUAAGGAGAAAAAGAAGGAAGAAGUCCAAGAUAAUGCUAAUAAAAAGGAAAAAAAGGAUGAAAUAAUCAAACAACAUUUCAAUGAACGUGAGUUAGAAGAGAUAGAUAAUGAACCUGUUCCAAAGGCUCCAGAUCUUUCACAGGAUCAAGAUGAUAGGCUUAAUGCAAGCUAUGAUUCAUCAAAAUAUCACGAUUUAGAUUAUAUCCAAAUCGAAAACGGUGGGUUAAAACAACCAAAUUUAGAAUCAUGGUACAAUUGCCAUAUUUGGAAUGCCAUCGUCGACCAUGGUUUUGGAGACAUCAAGGAAUUAUCAGUUGUUCGAAAAAAUUUAAAAAGAAUAACACCACAGAGGCGCCAAAUGGGACGUCGGGGAGAUUGGAUAUUAAGAAUAAGUGGUAAUGGUGAUCGCGAUGAAUAUGGCAUGGGUGAAGUUGGAAAAGAAUGGGAAGAUGAAUUUGGAUCAAAGUUUUUAAGAGAAAAGUCUCUAAAACAGCCUAAAGCUCUAAAAGAUAUGCUUGUUAAACUUAUGCGAAAAGUUAAUUGGGAUAAGGAAUUAUGUCCUAGGCUUCAAACUAUAGGAAUAAUACAUUCUGGUAUAUAA